This is a messenger RNA of Colletotrichum orchidophilum, 210 nucleotides long. RefSeq lists its product as uncharacterized. The record is from RefSeq and is a predicted model, not a curated record. NCBI's taxonomy places the organism in Eukaryota, Fungi, Ascomycota, Sordariomycetes, Glomerellales, Glomerellaceae. Bases 1 to 210 code for a protein of 69 amino acids. The transcript has a single exon.
AUGGCGACCUCUCUCCUCGCCCAGUGCUCAAACACUCUCUGGUGCCAUCUCCGUUCCCUACCCCUCUGGGCAUUUGUCCUCGUCGUCCUCCUCUUCGGCGCACUCCGCCAGCGCAUCCUCCCAUCUUCUUCGUCGUCUUCUUCUCCGACCCGACGACGACGACAACAGCCAGCACCCGGCGUCGCGGAUAAGAAGACGUCCGCCUCGUAA